GUAGUCGGUCCAGGGUGGGUGCGCGCACAGGGGUAGGGAUACGAAAGUAAGCACAGGCACCGUGGCGUUGUAACAUCGCGGAUCAGUCGGUGAACGUACCGCGCUGUAAACGUAUCUUUUCUUGGGGGAGGGGGGGGGCAGCAGGAGGAGAGAUCGUCUCUCUCUCGCAGACGUCUGCUCUCCUCAUCAUCAUCUCCGUUCACCCCUUGAAUGGUGACGGCGGCCGUAGCUCCUUAUGGGGAUGUUUGCGUUGGUGGUUGCGCGCGUGCACGCGUCGUAUCCACCCGUGCACGCAUGGGCGCCGCGACGUGAAGAAUGAUAGUGAAGUGACUUCGUCCUGGGCGCGGCGAACCCGGGGGUGGGGGUGGGGGUCUGAGAGAAGAACUGUGAAAGUGAAUUAUAACGCGUACGUGAUCGGCCGGCAUGUGCACACGGUUUUGUGCCUACGGAAGAGCGAUCAUUCUGGCGAUCAUCUUUCUUUGGCGGAUCCGCUACUGCCGGAGUAUCGCUCCGGACGCAUGUAACGUCGUCGCCGACGGCCGGGAACUGCUGUGCCGUGGUGCGAGCCUCUUUUCCGUACGGCCGAUUCACGACGUCAAUGUGCUACGAGCCGUUGUUUCGGAUAACGUCACGAAAAUUGAUCUGACCAACAAUAAUAUAACGGACAUUCCAAUACGUGCUUUCCAUCGAUUUUCCAAUCUCGAAAUUUUAUUUCUUCGACGUAAUCACCUACAAGCUAUUCACGACAAUGCGUUCGUAAACUUAGCAACUCUUCGUAUAUUGGAACUCGAUGAAAAUUAUUUAACAAAUAUACCAGCUGCCGCUAUAAAUCUACCAAGUCUUGAAGAAUUGUCUAUAUCGAAUAAUAGAAUAGAACAACUCACGGAAGAUGCAUUGCGCAAUGCUUAUAACCUGGUGUCACUUGAUUUACGCGGGAAUCCUAUUAAGGUGAUACACAAUGAAACCUUUCGGAAUCUUAGGAAACUUCGUAAGUUGAUACUAUCAAACAUGAAAGAACUGCGGUUCUUUCCUAAUCUAAAUGGAGCAACGUCUUUGGAAAUAUUGAAACUAGAUCGUUCCCAGUUGAAGGAAGUUCCUUCUAAUCUUUGCCGACAAUGCCCGAAGCUCAAAAGUUUCGAUAUGAAGUCCAAUUAUUUGACAGAAAUACCAAAUUUACGAAACUGCCAUCAACUCCGCGUUUUAAAUUUAGCUAGCAAUAUGAUUUCCACAUUACCAGACGAUGCUUUUAAAGGUUUAAGUAUGUUGCACGAUCUUCUUCUGUCCAAAAAUAAUUUGCAAAGCAUUUCCAACGAUGCGUUUACCGGCCUAUCUAGACUUCAAGUUUUAGACUUGGAAAACAAUUACAUCAAGUAUAUACAUCCUGAUGCAUUUAGAGAAACGAAACAAUUGGAAGACUUAAAUUUGGGAAACAACGUUUUCCCCACACUGCCGAUAAAAGGUCUGGCAGGCUUGCUACACCUCAAGACAUUCAAUAAUCCUGCACUGCGAGAAUUCCCAUCUCCCGAAAGAUUUCCGCGAGUGCAAACGAUGUUGCUGUCAUACGCUUAUCACUGCUGCUCGUUUCUGUCGAUUGAGGUGGAAGAGUCUGUCACGAAGACAGCGGUACGAGAAUCGAUUUUAUUCCCCACCGACAAUGAAUUCGACGCAAGCUUGUGGAAUUCGACUUUCAGCGAUAUCUGGCCACAGUUGGAUAACUUGACCGACAAAUUUGGAUCGCAAAUAAAUGAACUUUGGGCUAACUUUGGUUCGGAUUUUACGUAUCCAGGAAACCUACCAUCCUACGUAGAGGAUUAUUUCGAGGAGUUAGAAAGUCGGACGACAGCUCGGACGAUAUCCUCCCGUAUCCAAUGCCUGCCACAACCCGGUCCUUUCCUACCGUGCCAAGACUUAUUCGACUGGUGGACCUUACGAUGCGGCGUGUGGAUAGUCUUCCUUCUCGCCAUGCUUGGGAACGGCACAGUAGUGUUUGUCUUGAUAUUUUCACGAAGUAAGAUGGAUGUACCGCGAUUUCUGGUUUGCAAUUUAGCCGCUGCCGACUUCUUCAUGGGUGUCUUUCUAGGCGUUUUAGCCGUCGUAGAUGCAUCGACGCUGGGGGAAUUCCGAAUGUACGCGAUACCAUGGCAAAUGUCGGCUGGCUGUCAACUGGCUGGUUUCUUGGGUGUCCUCAGCUCCGAAUUGAGUGUCUACACGCUUGCCGUCAUCACUUUGGAGAGGAAUUACGCAAUAACGCACGCGAUGCACCUGAACAAGCGGCUGUCGCUGAAGCACGCGGGCUACAUCAUGACGAUAGGUUGGUGCUUUGCACUGUCGAUGGCGAGUUUGCCGCUGCUCGGGGUCUCGGAUUACCGGAAAUUCGCCAUUUGUUUACCGUUCGAGACGAACGGGAGCGCAGCGCUCGCAUACGUAGUAUUUCUCAUGCUGAUCAACGGGGUAGCCUUCCUGAUACUAAUGGGCUGUUACCUGAAGAUGUACUGCGCGAUACGAGGCUCCCAGGCAUGGAACUCGAAUGACUCGCGUAUAGCGAAGAGAAUGGCGCUACUGGUGUUUACAGAUUUCCUCUGCUGGUCGCCGAUAGCCUUCUUCUCUCUCACGGCGACCUUCGGUAUGCAGCUGGUGUCCCUCGAGCAGGCGAAGGUGUUCGCGGUGUUCGUGCUGCCACUCAACUCCUGCUGCAACCCGUUCUUAUACGCGAUCCUUACGAAACAGUUUAAGAAGGACUGCGUGCUGAUCUGCAAGGCGAUCGAAGAGUCGCGCGUGACCCGCGGCAUCGGCCGAUGCCGGCACAGCUCGAAUUUUAGCAAUCGGCAGACCCCGGCCAACACAAACAGCCUGGUGGACAGGUCGUCGCGGGAGAACCAGGGCCUCCAGACGCCGUGCGUCUGCAACUCGAGGCUGCUGGAGGCAAACCGCUGUCCGUCCUAUCGUUGGUGGAGCGCCAGGAUCUUUUGGCCGUGCGCGCGCGACCCCCGGCCAAGGCACACGCGGAACGACCAAUACGCCUACCAGAUCGCCCAGAUCCAAGAGAAGCAGCACAAACGGGCGUCCUCGGUGUCCUCGAGCGAGAACUUCUCCUCGUCCAGGUCGGACUCGUGGCGUCAGACCCACCACUGCGGCAUCCCGCUCAGGCUGCUCGACCCGAAGCGUAGGGCCAGCUCUUGGCUAAUCACCAGGAAACCGUCGCAGGACUCGAACCUGAGCUCCUCGCGCAACGAUUCCUCCGGUUCUGCGACCACUGCCAGCACCAGUACCUGGCGCAUCUCGAGAUCCAGUGCCUCUUUAGAGAUUAGCGCGCGCAACACGCCGAGACCGACUAGGCCGAAGCCGCGAUUGACCCGUCAGCUCGCUAUUCAGGAGCCGGAAUCCCCAGGGUCGCCCGGUAGACUGGCCGUUAGAUUACUCGCCACGAUACCUUCCGCGGCCGAGACCAGCGAUCAGCAAGACGACGAGAAUACACCGAGCAAUUGAAUGUUUCUAAUCUCCCCCCCCCCCCC
This is a messenger RNA of Dinoponera quadriceps, 3512 nucleotides long. RefSeq names its product lutropin-choriogonadotropic hormone receptor (gene rk). The transcript is spliced from 13 exons. The record is from RefSeq and is a predicted model, not a curated record. Gene Ontology annotation, molecular function: G protein-coupled receptor activity; protein binding; protein-hormone receptor activity. Gene Ontology annotation, cellular component: membrane. Bases 424 to 3486 code for a protein of 1020 amino acids. Gene Ontology annotation, biological process: G protein-coupled receptor signaling pathway. NCBI's taxonomy places the organism in Eukaryota, Metazoa, Arthropoda, Insecta, Hymenoptera, Formicidae.